Echinostoma caproni is the source of this 960-nucleotide messenger RNA. NCBI's taxonomy places the organism in Eukaryota, Metazoa, Platyhelminthes, Trematoda, Plagiorchiida, Echinostomatidae. The record is from the annotation of a GenBank genome assembly.
AUGAAUCCCGACGAGCUCCUUCAAAAUAAAUACGAUCGUUUAUGUGUGGAGUACAACAAAGUAGUCGAUUCAAGUUUCCUUAGCUCUUAUCGUUCGUCUGUAGCUGAGGAGCAAGCAGAAGGAAUUGAAGGACACACUGAACUCCUACCAAAGUCUAACAAAAAAGCUUCAGACCAGUCAUCUGGUGACACAACCGUGAUUACGCAUAAGAAUUUGGAUCAUUUGGUUGCUGAUUUCACCCAAGCACUCAACGAAUGGAGUAGCUCUAUUCGGUCCAGUGAAAAACCAGAAUUGUCCGAUGUAAAAGACGCUCUAAUUGCGCGGAUUUCCCGACUCGAGCGACAAUUAUGUGACGUGUCUCUGCAAUACCAAAUGGAGCGACGUCGACGUCUAAUGGUCGAAAAAGAGCGCUCUUCCACUGCUCUCGAUGAGCUUACCUCCGCCUCCUCGGCCACCACCACCAACAACAACCACGGGGACAGUGAGACAUUGAAUUCUGUGACGGAUGUCAAUAUGGGCGAUUCCCUCAUGCUGGACUGGAUGCAAGAACGAAUAUAUGCGGUGACUGAUCAGGCACAAUACUUCGCCGCACGUGCUGCAUUCUUACAAGAUGAAUUGCUGUGCCUGAUUCCACACAUAACGGAACUGGUCAAACAGGCGUUACGACAUCGAGCCGAGAAUGAGUCAUCGCACAAAGCACUUCGACAGCUUCAAGAUGAUUUGGACGCGGCUCAUUCGAACGCACUGCGGCAAAGCACACAAAUGGCCGAACACAUUUCCAGUCUGACCGAAGAACUGCAAGCCAUUCGUGCCCACGGCUGGCACUCACCCGGCUCCACUGAUUCCUCUGAUCGCAGUGCUAAAAAGGUUCAUCACUAUGUUGCGUCUGAUGUGGGCAAUAGCAUAUUCAAUCCGGUGAAUGAGACUCGAAUGACUAAGCGUCAGGGGGAACAACUGUGA